Messenger RNA from Bipolaris sorokiniana ND90Pr, 933 nucleotides. RefSeq lists its product as uncharacterized. The coding region runs from base 1 to 933 and encodes 310 amino acids. NCBI's taxonomy places the organism in Eukaryota, Fungi, Ascomycota, Dothideomycetes, Pleosporales, Pleosporaceae. The transcript has a single exon. Gene Ontology annotation, molecular function: protein binding. The record is from RefSeq and is a predicted model, not a curated record.
AUGCUAUCGUGUCGCGUGCAACUUGACCAUGGAAAACAUGACUGCACAUACUCGCCCACCGCAACCCUAGGCAUCUUGUACACAUUCCCCAUCGAGCUACAGCAACGUAUUGUAUCCCACCUUGACGUUAAGUCGCUUCUUGUAUUCCGUCGUGUAAGUAAGCCAGCUAUGAGCCUCGUCAACUCUCUGCUGGAGUAUAAGAAAAUCAUGAUACAUGCACCCAUGGCCCUGCGUAUGGCUAUCGCCAUCAAAACACAUCAUAGAUUCACUAUUUCUGAUCUCUUCGCCGCGCUGUGCCAACGCCACUGUGAAGAUUGCGGUAUACUGGCUCAUUACAUCUGUCUCUUUACCUGCCGCCGUAUUUGUCUGAGCCAGGAGAAAUACUGUGAGGGUAGCUUGGCACCAUGUGUGACUAUACCUAGUUCAGGCGGGGACUACAUCAUCACCUGCGGCCUGUUUGAGUAUAACUCCAUGAUCUUUCGUAUCCCCAAUAAUGCCCCGCGGUUUUCGCCCGUGCCUGGCUUCCACAUGAAUGCCCGGAUAGCCGGCAAGGUCGACCAUUUCAACAAAAUUGACAUCAACUCUAGAGAUUCAUACGUUGACAUGAAUUACGUUGUCCCCGGCCUGAAAAAGUAUCUACCUGAAUCGUUGCGAGUAGUAACUGAGGAAAAAAUGGUGAUGAUGAAGAGUGUCUCAGCUGUUGUUGCACCUUGGAUGAGCAAGAGGAGCUUGGACGCCGAAUAUGGUAUGCAGUGCCAAACCUGCAUGGCUGAACAAAAGAGGUAUAUUGCUCGGUUUAGAAGUAACUCAAAUAGCAGCAUGCGUAUUCUGCAGUGUGCUGUUUGGACUAAAGAGGAGCUGGAGAAGCAUAUGCGUGAGGAGCAUGGGGUAGUAGAGAAAUCAGUUCAGGGAGAUUUGACUGAAAGCGUAUGA